Molecule: messenger RNA, 3168 nt
Organism: Talpa occidentalis (Iberian mole)
Lineage: Eukaryota; Metazoa; Chordata; Mammalia; Eulipotyphla; Talpidae
Gene: ZNF394
Product: zinc finger protein 394
Biological process (GO): regulation of transcription by RNA polymerase II
Molecular function (GO): RNA polymerase II cis-regulatory region sequence-specific DNA binding; DNA-binding transcription factor activity, RNA polymerase II-specific
Source: RefSeq, a predicted model, not a curated record
GGUAAAAGCGGGGUGUCUAAGAAAUAGCUGCGGGUGGGGGGAGCACGGAGCGGGGCCGUGUACUGGGAUCCGACAGUCACAGUCACGCGCCCCUGCUUUGGGAGGGGCCGAUGAAUACCUUAGCGAUUUGCAGGGUUUGCCGUCUUCCCACCUGAACGUAAAACUCCUUGAAAGUCAGCACGUUGAGCAGAAACAUGAGUUCGAUCUUGACCGCAAGUCAAGGCAAUGAUGUUGAGGCGGAGACCUGGAUGGUGGCUACGAGGUCCAGGGUCUCCGCGCAGCCUUUGCAUGAUGGGCUUUUGAUAGUGAAAAUGGAGGAAGACUCCCCCGGAGGUCUGGAGUCUGACCCAGCCCCAAGCUGUCAAGAUCCCGAAACUUCUCGGCGGAAUUUUAGGAGGUUCCGUUACCAGGAGGUGGCUGGACCCGAAGAGGCGCUGAGGCGGCUCAGGGAACUUUGUCGAGGGUGGUUGAGACCUGAGAUGCACUCGAAAGAGCAGAUCGUGGAGCUGCUGGUGCUGGAGCAGUUCCUCACCAUCCUGCCCCAGGAGCUCCAGGCCUGGGUGCGGAAGCACUGCCCCGAGAGCGGGGAGGACGCUGCGGCUGUGGUGCGAGCUCUUCAGAGACCGCUUGAUGGGCCUUCACCCCAGGGGUUGGUGACGGUGGAGGAUGUGGCUGUGACUCUAACCUGGGCAGAGUGGGAACGUCUGGACCCAGCUCAAAGGGACUUCUACAGGGAGAGUGCGCCAAAACUGUGGCACUCCACCAGAAACACGUUCUCCCUGAGUUUGGAAACCAGAACUGAGAACAAAGAGUUGAUUCCAAAGCAAGAAGUUUUAGAAGGAGAGCCACAGGAGCAGCUACAAGAAGGGCCCUGUUGGAAGACGCCCGUGCUCUCUGAGUGUGGAAAUACUCAGGAAGAUGAGGUAGAAAAACAGUCAGGAAACCCCUCAUCACUGAAACUUGAAAAUUCUCCUAAAGAGCAAGGAGUCGCCAGCAUCUCAGGCCUCAAGAAUGGUUCCACAGAAGAGAGAGACUACAAAAGUAAUGAAUUUGGGAAUAGCGACAGAAGUUCAAACUUGCUUCUUUGUCAGCAAGUCCAAAGAGCAGAGAGACCCAGUGAUGGUGCCCAACAUGGGAACAGUUGCAAACAGGGUUUUGAUAUGGUGAAAUGUCAAGUGGGGAAACCUCACAAAUCUGUGGACAGGGAGGAACAUUUCCGUGGCCCAGGCCUUUUUGAAGCCCAGAGGCAGGUUCGCGAGGAAAGGCCUUAUAAGUGUGAUGACUGUGAGAAGAGUUUCAAACAGCGUUCUGACCUCUUUAAACACCAGAGGAUCCACACUGGGGAGAAGCCCUACAAAUGCAAGGAAUGUGGAAAGAGCUUCAGUCAGAGUGCCGCCCUCAUAAAACACCAAAGGACACAUACAGGUGAGAAGCCAUACACAUGUCCCAAAUGCGGGGAUAGCUUCAGACAGAGCUCGCAUCUCAAGCGGCACCAAAGAAUCCACAUAGGUGAGAAACACUAUAAAUGUAACGAGUGUGGGGAAACCUGCCGUAUUUCCAACCGUUUUAGACAUCAGCGAAUACAUAAAGGGGAGAGACCCUACACAUGUGAAGAGUGUGCGAAGAGCUUCAAACGGUGCUCUGACCUCUCCAAACAUCAGAGAAUCCACACUGGGGAGAAACCAUAUGGAUGUUCCGUCUGUGGGAAACGCUUCAGCCAGAGUGCAACCCUCAUCACACACCAAAGAACUCACACUGGAGAAAAACCUUAUAAAUGUCCUGAAUGCGGGGAAAGCUUUAGACAGAGUCCACAUCUUAUCCGACACCAGAGAAUCCACAGAAAUAAAGUCCCAGCUUUCUGACAUGCUCUGCCUGAGCUGUUUUUUUUAUGAUAUUUCUUUCAUUGUCCAGAAACUACAUUCUUUGGCUUUUGGAGUCUUUCUGUCAGUCAUUAUCAUAUUUUUCUUGGGCAUCACUCCCAAGAAGGAUUCAGGCUAACUCUGUGUUUUACAGUGGUGAGACAAAGGGGCAUGCCCAAGAUGCGGUGGUUAUGUGGCAGUGACAAGAGCAAGGGCUGACACGUGACGGAUUCUUUCCUCCUCUCUUUACUGUUCUGCCUUUGGAAGAGAUCUUGCUCAUCUAGUUAUCUCCCCAAGAAAGUGUUUUAGUCACUUAGAAUUGUCUUUUUACUUAGAUGAAGAGGAUUCCAAAUACUUUAUAACCAAAAACACUUGUAAAGCUCAAUGCAUAUAAGAGGCACUAUAUUUUUUUACUUUUUUUAAAAAAUGAGUUUUGUAGACUCCAUUCUGGGAGUCUAGGGUUUCAGUUUUGUAACUGUUUCAAACAAUGGAAGGCAAGAGAAACCCCAUCCAGACACAUUUAAUUCUGGUUCGUAUAUCCUUUGCACAGCUUACUAAACAGGGUAAUUUCUUUGAUAACUUGGUUUCUGAAAAAGAUCCCCAUUAAACUUUCCCUAAGCUUUUUUGGUACAUGUGGGCUCUUGUGCUAUCUGAUAGCCUGAAACAUGUUUUUUUCUGUUGAGGCCUCUGAAUGUAAGGGACGUGAGGAAGUGCUCCAUAUGUGUCCGUGGGGAUGUUCCAAAAGAGGACAUGGGACAGAGAGGUGGCAAAAUAUUAACUUGGUGAAAAAAAAAAUUAACUUGGUGAAUCGGGGUAGGUGGCUUAAAGGCAUUUUCUGUAUUGUUUCGUGACUUUGCGAAUUUGAAAUUAUUCCAAAAUAACAUCAGUACUGAUUCACUUAUAUUAGCAAUAUGCACUUUGAAACAUUAGUGGAAGAAAAUAUAUUAUGAUAGUGACACAAAUAAUUGGCCACAAAUUAAAAUUUCAGAGAGCCACCCUUACAGCAUAUUUUACUAUCAAGUCAUCUAUUUCUACUAUAAAAUUUACUUUAGAAUUCCAUGUAUAUUUGAUCUAUAUUUGCAUUCAUCUAAUUUCUCCUUCAUUUCUACCAAGAAAUGCUGAAAAAUGAAGCCACCUGGAUAAAAGUUGAGAAUGAAUUUGAACUAGGUCCAGACCACACAGGUGUUGUGACUUGAAUGCUGAAAUCUGGGUAGUAGUCACUUAGUGCACUAUAAACCAGACGUGUAAAAUGAGAAAAUGAAAGGACAUAUCAAACUUUGUAACUUAUUUUUAGUCAUUUAAAUUUACA